CGGACUCUAUCGUGGUCAGUUCAGUGAGAAAUGGUCUAAUGGUGAUCCUGUAACAUUCAGAAAUCUGACAGGGGAUUGUGGGACAUCAGACUGCUGUGCUGCUAUGAAGCCUGAUGGUUCAUGGGAAAGUCUUCAGUGCAGAGGGACAAGAUAUUUCAUGUGUUAUGAAGAAGAUGCUUCCUCACAGACUCCUAAUUAUCAUCUAAUCCCUGAGACUAAGACCUGGUAUGAAGCUCAGCAUUACUGCAGACAGAUAUACACUGACCUGGUCAGCAUCAGAGAUCAGCAGCACAAUGAAGAGGUGAAGAUUAAAGGGUUAAACAGCACCAUGUCCUUCUGGAUCGGCCUGCUGCAGGAUGACUGGCAGUGGACUGAUGGAGGAAACUCCGCCUACAGAAACUGGGCUUGGUGGAGCGGUUAUCCUUCAUCAUCACCAUCCGACUGUGUAAUACUGAGUGGAGGGAGAUGGUACUCAGUCCUGUGCAGUGAUUAUUAUCCCACUCUGUGUUACGGCAACAGUAAGUGUGGACUUUCUGAAGAGUAAAAUGUUCUCAGCAAUCUUCUGUAUGAAGACUAGAACACAGCUGGUGUGAGUCUCUCUCUCUGAUAUCACUCUAAACCAUCCUCCUCCUUUUGGGUUUUUGUGUCUCUAUCAGCUUCCAUCCAUGUGAGUGAAGUGACUCUGAGCUGGGAGAAAGCUCUGGAUUACUGUCAGGAAGAGGACAGAGCUGGAAUUCUGAUCAUCGAUUCUCAGGCUGAACAGGAAACAUUGGAGUCUGAGCUCAUGAGGAGGCGUGUCCCUCCAGGGUCUCUGUGGGUGGGGCUCGGCCCGAAGCGCGUCUCCGAGCUGAAGGUGUCGUCCGGUCCGCUGACCUGCGAGGACGUAGAGAGACAGACAGAAGCUCAGCAGUCUCACUGCACUGCUGACACACACACUGCAGAAGCAGCACCUGAUUAUGUGAUGGACUCCACUGAACUUAGAGUCGUGUGUCAGUUGAAGUAAAAGGUGUUUUUCUCGAUGCUGGAAGAACUGAGCACUGCACACGUUAGUGUUUUCAUCACAAACUCACCUGAACACUUCAUUAUGCACUUGUUCACUAGGUGAUGAGGGGAAUCAGGUGUCAUAGAGCAGGAAAAAGCCUAAAGUGUGCAGGAAGUGUUCACACACUCAGAGCUUCACACAUCAAUUCACACUCACAAGAAGAUCCAGAAUUUGGGAUUGAGGAUCUCUGUUAAGGCUAUGCUGUUAAUGCUUUUCUCUAAAUUCUUGUUUAAGAUAAAAAUUAAUCAUA
Hemibagrus wyckioides is the source of this 1292-nucleotide messenger RNA. Its product is annotated as lectin-like. Lineage: Eukaryota; Metazoa; Chordata; Actinopteri; Siluriformes; Bagridae. The coding region runs from base 104 to 544 and encodes 146 amino acids. The record is from RefSeq and is a predicted model, not a curated record. The transcript has 2 exons.